Molecule: messenger RNA, 2067 nt
Organism: Cryptosporidium ubiquitum
Lineage: Eukaryota; Apicomplexa; Conoidasida; Eucoccidiorida; Cryptosporidiidae
Exons: 1
Coding region: 1-2067 (688 amino acids)
Biological process (GO): protein ubiquitination
Cellular component (GO): CCR4-NOT complex
Molecular function (GO): ubiquitin-protein transferase activity; RNA binding
Source: RefSeq, a predicted model, not a curated record
AUGGGUAGGCAGAACCCGUCCGUUUCGAAUUUCAGAGAAAAAGGAGGAGUAUAUGUAGGAGCAGGUCGAAAUGUAAAUAAAACUCAGACAGUGAGUAAUAAUAUGCCCGGGCCUACUUUGACAAAAGUUGAUUAUACAUGUCCAUUAUGUAUGGAAGAGAUGGACGAAACAGAUAGAAAGUUUUUUCCAUGUAAAUGUCGCUAUCAAAUAUGUUUAUGGUGUUUCUAUCAUGUUAGAGACCAGCUGGACAAUAAGUGCCCGGCAUGUAGGCAACAAUACGAAAAUAGUCUGACAAGCAGACCUUGCGAUCGUGAAAUCGAACCAUUAAGCAAAGAUGAAGGCUUUAAUUGGUGUGGAAAUACAGUUUCUAGAUUAAUUAAUAAUGAAAGUAAUAAGACUCAAAAUGAUCAUUCUGAUACUAUUGAACAUAUAGACAAAUCUAAUGAAGCUUCUAACUUGGAAGACAUGAGGAUUAUUCAGAGAAAUUUGGUCUAUGUUGUAGGUCUAAAUUAUUCUAUAGCUAAGAGAGAGAUACUAUCAUGCGAAAACUCUUUUGGUAAGUAUGGUAAAAUCUUAAAUAUGAGGAUUUUACCUAAUAAUAAUGAUACAUGCAGUGCAUUUAUCACAUAUUACGACGAACUAUCUGCUACUAAAGCUAUUAAAAACAUAAAUGGGAAAAAAAUGUUUGGACAAAAUAUCAUUAGAUGCUCAUUUGGAACCAACAAGUAUUGUAAUAGCUUUAUCAGAAACUCUAUUUGUAAUAAUCCAAACUGUGCUUAUGUCCAUGAGAUUGUUGACUCAAAUGAUUGCAUUAGCAAAUCUGAACUUAUUAACUUCCACUCAUCCAACAAAUUUGCAUUAAAACCCCUUAGAGAGCUUAAACAAAACGCCAAGAAUGGACAGGAAAUAUACAACAAAGAUAAGAAACCUAUUAAGAACAAAGUUAGAAAGCCAUAUGCUAAUUCCAACAACCAACACUAUAACUGUACAGAAAAAAACGAAAAUGACUACAGGGAAUUACAAGGACAAGAGUGCCAUGAGGAGAUACAAAAUUUACAAGAACCUACUGAAAUACAAAAUGAUAAUCAGCAUACCCCUAUUAACCAAGAAACUCUUGGAGAGUGUCAAAUCUCUCAAAUCAGCCCUGAAACUAAUACAACACUAGAACAGAAACAAAUUGCUUCUCAAGAACCUAAGGAAUCUCAUUUUACUAAUGAAGAACAAAUAAAUGUUUAUGGAGAAGAAAAGGGAAGAGAAGAGGACAUAGUAAAUAAUAUAGAAAUAGAAAAAAUGAAGGAAGAUGAGAAAGUCCAAGUCAACUCUGAUAUCAAAUGGGGGAUUCAUUUUGACGAUAGUGUUGAAAGUUUUCACUCUAUUAAUCUUGGAAGUGGUAAAUUCCAUGAACCAGGAAACUGCCUCCCUGAAAUCCAUGAAAACUCUCAAAACACUACAAAAACUAUGCCAAACAGCAUAUACUACUACCCAUCCCUUAGUAUUAACCAAGAAAAAGAAGAAAGGCCUAUGAAUUUGGAAUACUCCAAAAACAAAAAUUUACCUAUACAAGAAAUCCAUAUGCAAAAGUUUCCACGCCCUUUUAUUUCAAACCAUCACCUUGAUAGCCAUAUUCCAUUCAACCAGACCCAAAUUCAAAACCAUGUAUACCCAAUAAACGGUUUAGUACACCAGAGACCUAUAGAGUAUAUUGACAACGUUAAUCAAGAUAAUGAUUUGCUUGAACUUGAAAUUAAAAAUAAUAUUGAAAAAAUGAUUGAAGAGGAAACCUGUGAAAGUGCUCCUCGUGCUCAAGAAAAACAGAAUCCUUUUGUCAGCCUAAAUUCUCUUGAAAAUAGCCAACCCUUCCAUUCCAUAUUUUCCAACCAAAUGGCUCAAAACUGUGCCUCUAACAACAGAAAAACAUUUUCAAAUGUUCAUGCUGGAAUCAUUCAGGGAAUUCAAAAUAGAGAUAUCAGAGAACAAAUUAAUGUCAGCAAUCCUUCUCUUGAGAGUGGUAUCAAUAUUCUUCGAGCUAUUAUGCCUCAUGCAAAUAUCACAAUUCAGGGUCAAUAA